Messenger RNA from Anthostomella pinea, 1236 nucleotides. NCBI's taxonomy places the organism in Eukaryota, Fungi, Ascomycota, Sordariomycetes, Xylariales, Xylariaceae. The record is from the annotation of a GenBank genome assembly.
AUGACGUCGGGGAGCCGCGGGCCAGUCAUCGAGGCGGUCACUCUGGCCUUCCUCGUCAUCUCCUCCAUCGCAACUGUGCUGCGGAUAUACUGUCGCGGCUGGGUGAUCAAGGCCUUCGCCUUAGAUGACUGGCUCGCAGUCGCCGCCCAGGUGUUGUUCGUCGUAUUCUGCGCCUACGAGGUCAAGGGCGUUCAGUAUGGGGCGGGACAGCACGUCAUGAUGAUCUCGGCAGAAAUACGCCCCGAGGCAAUGCGCAUGUGGUGGACAUGUGAGCCCCUGUACGCGCUCACAGGCAUGGCCAUCAAAGCCAGCAUCGCCAUCUUCCUGCUGCGUAUUUGCGUCGAGCGCUCGCACAAGAUCAUCAUCUUGGCCGUCACAGCGAUCACCGAGGUAUACAGCGCUAUAUUUUUCAUACUGUUCAUAGUGCAGUGCCAGCCCGUGUCGCUGUUCUGGCAGCGGUUCGGCGCGGACCCCCCCGCCGGCCACUGCAACGACGCCCGGAUCAUCUCCGAUGUCUUCUACGGCUACUCGGCCAUCAGCUGCCUCACCGACUGGACGUACAGCAUCCUGCCCAUCUUCAUCGUCGUCAAGCUGCAGAUGAGCACUCGGCUGAAGGUGUCUGUGGCGCUUAUUCUCGCUUCUGGCGCAAUCGCCUCGACAGCGACCAUAGUCCGCUUCCCGUACCUCUACUCCCUAACCGACACAGACGACUUCCUCUACUCGGUAUCCGACGUAGCCAUCUGGACCACGGUCGAGAUCGGCAUCGCCAUCACGGCCGCCAACGUAGCCACUCUCAGGCCUCUCCUAAGGCCGAUCUUUGGCGGCGGGUCGUCCGGCGGGCGCGGCAAAAGUGGCGGCGACACCACCACGGCCGCGCGGCCAUGGUACCGCACCGGCAGCGGCAACCACAGCAAGGGCGGUACCCGUAUCGAGGCGUUCGACCUGCACGAUCGCACUAACGGGAACAUGGGCACCACGACCAUCAUCGACAACGGCAACGACGUCGACGCCGAGGCGCAGAGGGGUCGGCGCAACCGCCACCGCGGCGACGACACCAAAUCCCUGGGCUCGAGCUCCACGGCCGAGUCGCGGGAGGACUGGAACAACAGCCAGUCGGAGCUCGCCAGGGACGCGGUUGGGUCUCCAUCAGGGGCUCCAGGGUCGGCCUCGGGGGCCGCUGGGGGGUCAAGGUGGAAUAUUAUGGUCAAGCAGUCGAUUGUGCAGACUAGGAGUUAA